UCAAACGCCAAAAGAAAAAAUCCCAUACAACUAUUUAGAGUGGAAAGAGACAAUACUCAUCCCAGCUAAUACAAAGGAGAAAUUAAAAUAGAAAGAAAGAAAAAAAGAUAAAAGGGAACAGUUUGUUUCAUUUCAUUCAUUCUAAGAGAGAGAAAGACACAUAAACAGACCCACAAGGGAAUUAAAUAUAAUGUCUGUCACUAUUUUCUCAUAAAAACAACUUGGCCUAGAGAGAAAAAAGGAGGAGAAACAGAAAGAAGGGGUUUUUUUAAGAGCAAGUUUUUAGUCAUUACUACUUUGUGAUCAUGGAUGGAGGAGGUGAUGAUCAUCUCCACCAACACCACCAACACCAUCACCAACACCGCUCUAUAGCUACUUUCCCCUUCCAAUUACUCGAGAAAAAAGAAGACGAAGCUUGUUCCAGCUCAUCCAACGCCGCAGCUUAUACUUCUCUUGCCAUUUCAAACACAGAUAAUACUCAUACAAACCCUAAUAAGACACCUCGAUCAACUACUUCAUCAGCUUCCACUCUCCAAAUCUCAGCUUCUGGCGUCGAUACAUCUAAAAAGCCGCCCCCCAAACGAACCUCCACCAAAGACCGCCAUACUAAGGUUGAUGGUCGUGGUAGACGUAUCCGCAUGCCCGCGCUUUGUGCGGCUAGGGUUUUUCAGCUCACACGUGAGCUCGGUCACAAGUCCGAUGGCGAAACCAUAGAGUGGCUACUUCAACAAGCAGAACCAGCGGUCAUAGCAGCUACAGGAACCGGUACAAUUCCAGCAAACUUCACGUCACUUAAUAUUUCAUUACGUAGUUCAGGUUCCAGCAUGUCCGUACCUUCACAGCUACGAUCUUCAUAUUUCAAUCCGAAUUUUUCACUCUCCCAACGACGAGCGUUAUUUCCGGGAAUUGGAUUGACGACAGAUACUUCAGCUAAUACGUUGUUGAAUUUUCAGUCAGCGAAUUUAAGCCCUAAUAUGCAUCAGUUACAAACAAAGCCUGAAUUGCGUGACAAUUCAAUUGAUUUAACGGAAAGUGCUGGUGAGGAUAAUUUAAGUAGGAAAAGAAGAUCGGAUUUAGACUUGGAGAAUCAGCAGCACCAGCAAAUGGGAAGUUAUUUGCUACAGUCAAGUACUGGUACUAUGCCAACAAGCCACUCUUCAAUUCCAGCUAAUUUUUGGAUGGUGACGAAUCCAAUUCCUGGUAACCAAGUUUUGGGAGGUGAUCCAAUUUGGCCUUUUCCAUCAGUAAGCAAUUCUGGUGCUGCUGCUUUAUAUAGAAGCACAAUGCCAAGUGGAUUGCAAUUUAUGAAUUUUCCUACCCCCGUGGCGCUUUUGCCUAGUCAGCAACUCGGGGGUAGCAGUGGUGGUGGUAAUAAUGGAUUGGGAGAAGGGCAAUUGGGCAUGUUUGCUGGACUAAAUCCAUAUAGAGGAAGUGGCGGUGUAUCGGAAUCUCAGGCGAGUGGUUCCCACUCACAUCAUGGUGGCGAUGAUCGGCAUGAUACAAGGAGCCACCAUUCGUAGCAAAUUCAAGUUCAUCCAUUCUUUCCAACUUGUGUUUUGUAAGUUUGGAUGUUUAAAGAGGUUUGAUUAUUUGCUCUAAAAUUCCUUAUAUUUUUUCUCUUUUUUUGGUUGUUAAAUUUCCCUUGAACAUUCUUUUUCUUUCUUACUUUUUUCGUGUGAUUAAUUUGCCUUACGAGUUUGAAAAGGGCAACAGUUUUAACAAAGGGAGGAGUAUUUUGGUUGGUUUUGUCAAAAAUCUCUGAAUUGUUUUUUCAA
This is a messenger RNA of Lycium ferocissimum, 1775 nucleotides long. RefSeq names its product transcription factor TCP14-like. The record is from RefSeq and is a predicted model, not a curated record. The transcript has 2 exons. The coding region runs from base 306 to 1520 and encodes 404 amino acids. Gene Ontology annotation, molecular function: sequence-specific DNA binding; DNA-binding transcription factor activity. Lineage: Eukaryota; Viridiplantae; Streptophyta; Magnoliopsida; Solanales; Solanaceae. Gene Ontology annotation, cellular component: nucleus.